AUGUCACCAAUCUGGCUUGGAACGUGCGUGACCAAACUACCGCAGGAAAAUUUGGUCACUGUUAUAAUCACCCUGUCCUUGAAUAUACUUGUUCAGAUCGUUGGAAUAGAUGUGAUGACAAAGCAUUCGGUGAACUACGAUGUCCUUCUGAAUGCGGCCCCUAUCAACAUUCUUGUCAGGGAGACAAAACUCUGCCGAGAGAUCAUUGUCGCCUACAACAAGAUACUGUGCCCAGGAAUACAGCUUAUGCGAAUAAAAAAGCAUUCUAAGAAGUUCUACUUCAAGUGGAGGUCUAUCUAUGUGUCGAUAAGCGCUGUUGAAGGUUUUCAUCGUUGGCGUUGGCCUCAUGAGGCCGAUGACGGAAUUCCUCGAAAAAUUCACGUGACACCGGAUGGUAAAAAGUACUGGUCGCUGAUGUGUGAAUGCGCACGACCCAUCGAUGAUCCCAUAACUGAAGAGGAGGUGUCAAACGAGCAAAUAAAUACAGCCGAAGCUGCUGUGCGAAGUCAGGAAAGAGUCAUAGAGAUGGAUCAAGACAAGGAAAACGUCCAAGGCUCUGAGGUUGCAGAGAGGGAUGGAGAUUUGCGAGCAGAAAUUUGCAGUAUGCUAGAUACAGAUGUGCUACAGGUACGAGACGUUGUUGGAGAGUUCCAAAAGCUACAAGAGAAGCAGGCGAAGGAUAUGAGGAGAAACGAUGAAGAAAUGUCCGACGAAGACAUGGAAGCUACGGAGUUGAGCAGAAAAGCACCUAAGGAGUACGAAUCGGCAAGUGCUGAAAAUGGAAAAUUGCAGGUGACGACUCAAUUGUCAGAACGGUACCACGAGCCAGUGGUGAUUGGAGCAGCCUACGCGCCGCACUUGAGACCGCAUUUGGAGCAAUGGGAAACAGUGGCGGAGCAAACCGCAACAGUCGGAAAGAAGUCGACAGCAUGGGUGAGUAUGUUGAAUGAAAGAGUUCGGGCGCUGAUCGACACAGGAUCAAUGUUAAGCAUUGUUCCAAUAGGACUCUUGGCUAGGGCUCAAGAUAAUGGCUUUGACGAUGACUCCCUCACCGUAAUUGAUCGGGAAACACUUGAGCCGGUGUAUGAUGCCUCCAACAAGGAGAUGGAAUUUCUCGGUGGAGUUUCAAAAGCGGUAAAAAUGGAAGGCGGAUCUGAGUAUGAAGUUGCCUUCUACAUAUCGAAGGAGAAAGGUCAUGAGGUGCUACUUGGAACAAACGCACUGGGAAGCUUAGGGGUUCAGAUCCACCUGCCUAAAGUACCAUUAUUCCCCAUACAAAGGUGA
Haemonchus placei is the source of this 1284-nucleotide messenger RNA. The record is from the annotation of a GenBank genome assembly. NCBI's taxonomy places the organism in Eukaryota, Metazoa, Nematoda, Chromadorea, Rhabditida, Trichostrongylidae.